AUGGAUGAUGAAGUGCUUGCCGGUUUUGCACGACGUACAAGGAGAAGACGUGAUACCAAUGAACCAAAUGGACCCGUAAGUCAAGAGGAGGGGGAGACCUCUAGAGCGGUAAUAGUUGAGGAUAUCGUCAGAGUUAUGUCAGGAAUAGCACAACAACAUGCACCGACAAAUAAGUUUUCUGAAUUCAAGAAAUUGGCUCCACCAUACUUUGAUGGUAGUAGCGAUCCGCUAAAAGCUGACAAGUGGAUAAAAGAGUUGGAGAAGUUCUUCGAUUUACAAGGGAAUACAAGCGACUGGUGGGAGUUGGAGAAGCAAACAUACGAGCGCGAUACAAGUACACUCUCAUGGGAUACAUUUAAGAAAGCUUUUUACAACACCUACUUUCCCAAGAGCUUGAGGCAAGAGAAAGAGAUGGAAUUCAUAAAUCUAAAACAGGGAAAUAUGACUGUUACUGAAUACCAAGCUCGGUUUGUGGAAUUAGCAAAGUUUGCUCAAUCAUGGAUGGGAAGUGAGAUUACGAAGGCGAGAAAGUUUGAAAUGGGGUUGAGUCCCCACAUUAGGCAAGUUGUGGUUCCUUUUGAGCUUAACACUUUCAUUGAGGUGGUUGAUAAGGCAUGA
Molecule: messenger RNA, 618 nt
Organism: Impatiens glandulifera
Lineage: Eukaryota; Viridiplantae; Streptophyta; Magnoliopsida; Ericales; Balsaminaceae
Exons: 2
Coding region: 1-618 (205 amino acids)
Source: RefSeq, a predicted model, not a curated record